Molecule: messenger RNA, 593 nt
Organism: Mangifera indica (mango)
Lineage: Eukaryota; Viridiplantae; Streptophyta; Magnoliopsida; Sapindales; Anacardiaceae
Product: chaperone protein dnaJ 20, chloroplastic-like
Exons: 1
Coding region: 57-536 (159 amino acids)
Cellular component (GO): chloroplast
Source: RefSeq, a predicted model, not a curated record
UCCCAUCUCGUCCAACUUCAAUCCAUCUCUCUCUCUCAUUAUUCAUAAGAAAAAUCAUGUCUUUGCAAAUGAAUCCUACUGCAACAAACCCAAAUCCAAUUUCCCACAAAACAAUGUCCAGGCAAAAGACUGCAUGUAAUUUCAAACCCAUUUCAUGCAGAACGGCUGUGCAAAGAGGGAGCAAGAGUAAUUUUUACCAAGUGCUUUCGCUGGAUAAUUCAGAGAGCGUAGGGUUUGAUGAGAUAAAGAAGGCGUACAGAAGAAUGGCGCUUCUGUAUCACCCUGAUGUUUGUCCUUCUUUGGCCAAAGAAGAAUCCACAGAAAGAUUCGUUGAGCUUCAGCAGGCUUAUAAAACAUUGUCCGAUCCUGUUUCUCGUACAAUGUAUGAUUAUAAGAUUGUUUUUGACGAUUCUUUAGGGCCGCUUUGUGGUGAAGAACGGAGGAGGAGAGGCUGUUUUCCGAAGAAGGUUUGGGAAGAACAACUCUAUGGACUGAAGCAACAGUUUCGAACUAGAAUGGAGAAGAAGAGAUGCUAAUGUAUAUGAAUUGGAGAGUGAAAACUUUGCAAUUGUUAGAUUCUAAUUGAGUCCAUG